ACAGCAGCAUGAACUCCAAGCUUCAAAAGCAUUCUCACGCGCAGACGGGCACUUUAUUUUUCAUCAAGUUUUUUUUGUGUUGUUUUGAAGCUGCUUUGAAUGAUAAACACAUAUUUCUGCUGUAAACUUUUUUUAAUGGUUUCUAAACUCAUGGGACAACCAAAGCAAGAAAGCCUCAUGAUUUGGGGCAAGGUUUGAUGUCAGCAAUGCCUAGAAAAGAGCCAAAGAUGUUUGUCUUGCUCUAUGUUACAAGUUUUGCCAUUUGUGCGAGUGGACAACCUCGGGGUAAUCAAUUCAAAGGAGACAGCUACUCCCCAAGAUAUAUCUGUAGCAUUCCUGGCUUACCUGGACCUCCAGGCCCCCCUGGAGCAAAUGGUUCCCCUGGGCCCCAUGGUCGGAUCGGCCUUCCAGGACGAGAUGGUAGAGACGGCAGGAAAGGAGAGAAAGGUGAAAAGGGGGCUGCAGGUUUGAGAGGUAAGACUGGACCACUGGGCCUUGCUGGAGAGAAAGGGGACCAAGGAGAGACUGGGAAGAAAGGACCCAUGGGACCUGAGGGAGAGAAAGGAGAAGUAGGUCCUGUUGGGCCUCCUGGACCAAAGGGAGACAGAGGAGGGCAAGGGGACCCAGGGCUGCCUGGUGUUUGUAGAUGUGGAAGCAUCGUGCUCAAAUCUGCCUUUUCUGUUGGCAUCACAACCAGCUACCCAGAAGAAAGAUUACCAAUUAUAUUUAACAAGGUCCUCUUCAAUGAGGGAGAGCACUACAACCCUGCAACAGGGAAGUUCAUCUGUGCUUUCCCAGGAAUCUACUACUUUUCUUAUGAUAUCACAUUGGCAAAUAAGCAUCUGGCAAUUGGGCUGGUACACAAUGGGCAGUACCGGAUAAAGACCUUUGACGCCAACACAGGAAACCAUGACGUGGCUUCGGGGUCCACAGUCAUCUAUCUGCAGCCAGAAGAUGAAGUUUGGCUGGAGAUCUUCUUCACUGACCAGAAUGGCCUCUUCUCGGACCCAGGUUGGGCAGACAGUUUGUUCUCUGGAUUUCUCCUAUAUGUUGACACAGAUUAUCUAGACUCCAUAUCAGAAGAUGAUGAGCUCUGAUGAGGACUGCUGGUCUGAAUGUCCCAAGAUCCUUGUGGCAGACACAUUGAUUUAAUCUGGGGCCCUGGAAGGUGGGACAAGCAGAAAUGAGAUCCAAAAAGACACCCACUCAGAUUCCAGAGAAUUUACAGAUAGUUCUAGCAGAAUUUAUUAAAACAGGUUGAACCACCAAACCAUUGAAACCACACCAAAAUGAAUUCUAUAAAACAAUAACCCCAGAUAUGUUUUCUCAAAAGUGAUGUUCAUAAAUAUUUAAACAAAGUAAAGACAAUGUUAAAAAUUUUCUAUUAAAUUCCCUGAGUGCUAAAACUAGCUGGCAAUGAUAUUAUAUCAUUAAAUCUUCAUAUAA
Molecule: messenger RNA, 1446 nt
Organism: Lipotes vexillifer (Yangtze River dolphin)
Lineage: Eukaryota; Metazoa; Chordata; Mammalia; Artiodactyla; Lipotidae
Gene: C1QTNF7
Product: C1q and TNF related 7
Exons: 3
Coding region: 198-1097 (299 amino acids)
Molecular function (GO): protein binding
Source: RefSeq, a predicted model, not a curated record